AUGAUCGUUUCUAAUUACUUACCUUGGCUGGUAGUUUAUUUGAUAGUCCUCCUGAGCGUUUCCCUCGCAUUUAUUCGAGAUUCCCAUUCGAUUGUAGCAAAUUUUAGUUCGUUAAAGAGGGCGCAGGGUGGGAAUUGCUCUAUCAUAAGCAGUCAUGUUAAGAGAAGAAAGUCGCUGCAGCUGCUCCCCCCAAAUGGGGACCAGGACAGAUGUGUGAGACGGUAUCAUAUCUUUUACUACCCUGAUGAUCGUGGGGGAGGCCAUCCCCAUAGGGGGAACUCUGCAUUCGUUCGGAGUUUUAACAAAAGGAACUGCUUUUUAAAGCCAGCCAUUUUUGCAAAAAGUGAGCAACAUAAACUGUGGGCAGAUGGGGUUCGUUCAAUUGACGAACGCGUGGACCAUGCGAUGGAGGACGGUGUAAAUGGAGCACCCACAAACAGAGACAAGCACCCCCAUGAAGGAUCAGAUCAUACUCAUUGGGACGACGAAUUCGACCUCAUUAGCGACCACAUAUUAGUUAGAAAAAAUAGGAAAUCCAUAAAAGAGCUCAUGGAAGCAGGUAUUUGGGGAGCUCCAAAAGAGAACGUCAAAAUGAUUAGAGAGAGAACAAACAAAAAAAUAAAUUGGAACUACAUCCUAAAAAAGAAUAACAAACUUUUAAAUGAUAAUGUGGAUCACAUAUACAACGAAAUUUACAACAAAGAAAAUGUGGACGAUAUAUUUUUUGUCUUCGAUACGAAUCCGUAUAAUUACUUAAACGUCACCAUGAGCGUCUUCUCUUUGUAUAAAAUUACUACCAGCUACUUGAAUGAGAGAAGGCAGAGAGUGGGUUCCUCUCUUAAAGGGAGGAAGGUUAACGUGUUGCAAUCAAGUGAGCCAAGUAACGUUCCACUGAAUGCAGACCGGUCAAAUGAUAAUUUCUUCACCAUGGAUGGGGAGGACACCUACGGAGAGGUAGACGAUCGAAAUAUACUGAAACUGAAGGAAGAAAGGAGGAGACUAACUCACGUCACACGCAACAGGAACUUUAUGCGAAUAGUAGGCAGCAUAAACAAGCACCUUAAAAUUAUAUAUAAAAUAUUUUCCACCAAUGAGAAAUUAACAAAGUACGAAAAGAACAAAGACAUGUAUAAAUUUAUUCCCUACAUAAAUAUCAAGGAUAUAAUAACCAUUUUGAAAUGCUUUUCCAUUUUGAAGUUGGACCACACGAACAUUUUUAAGUACAUAUAUUUUUUCCUCGUUUUUUUUAUGGACCAAUUUGAUAUGUUCCUUCUGUGUGAGGCCGUUUACCUCUGCUUGGUGAAGAAGAUUUACGUCCGCCCGCUCUUUCUGAACUUUUCCAAGCAUCUUCUAAGGUACCUGCAGAGGGGCGAUCAGGAAAAGAAUACUGAAAACAGUAUUGGAACCGUUGAUGCUGUCACGAAGGAUGACUCUAUCACGCCUGCUGAUGAACAGGCCUCACCCUACGACGAACUAAACUUGGAAACCUUCCGUCGCAACAUGGAGCAAGCACUGCAUAGGGACGACCCCGAACCGGAUCACUUUGCCUCCUCCCCCUUUCACAUGAAGCAUUUCACCUACUCCAUCUACCACGACGCCAACUACUCCUGCUUGAACAGUUCGCAAGAUGAGUUGGCGAAGGAAAAGGCACAAAAAAGUGAAGAUGUAAAGAAUAGAUAUGCUGCCCAAGAUUUGAGACACGCCAAAAAGGAGUUCAUCGAUUCGGGAGAAGUACAAAACAAAUCGAAGGAACAAACAGAUGUGAUGUCCCCCCUGGUGGAUAGUCGACGCAUCUGCUUCCCUGUAUACUGUCUAUACACCCUGUGCAAGUUCCCCUACACAAAUAUACAAAUAUUAAAUAUCGUCACGUCUCAAGUUAUGGCAAAAGUACCAGAGCUAAGCAUAGAAGAACUCAUCCUAUCCUUUUACAGUCUUGCUGAGUUUGAGAUCGACAAUCCAAAACUUUUGAAUGUCCUGUUUUUGCAAAUUUUUAAGUGUCUUCACUUUUUAGAUUAUAGAAAUAACGGUCUGGUUACGAAGCUGAUAAGGGCGUUGUACUUGGUUGACGGGGAUAUUUCUCCUCCUCCAGGUCAGGAGAAGCGCUGUGAAGAGGUAAAAACGCUCAUGGUUCAUUAUCUAGCCAAAAUGGUCCUCCAGAAUCGAAACAACUACACGCCGAUCGAACUGGUGGACAUCAUUCGGUACAUGUCAGCUUUCGCACACAUCGACAGGGAGCUCUUCAACUUUGUCUAUGAAAUGCCUUUUUUAAAAAAUUUAAACCAAGACACGUUGGACUAUUACAAGAACAACGUCUACUUUAAUCAGUCCUAUUAUGCCUACACGAAAGACAGCAGCGUUAACACGCCUAUUGAAAUAAUGGUGUGUAAGCUGUACCAGUCGUACUUGGCGUACCGCGCAUGGGGGGUGGAAUCACCACAGAAGGAUGACACAUCCACCCUGCAAACCAUUCGCACUAAGAACGAUAAGGUGAAGCCAUUUCAGUAUGGACCAAAACUACUGCAGCUGUUCAAGCAAACCUACACAAACAACAUGCGAAUAUCCUCCUACAGCUCCUCCUCACUGCACUACGAAAUGGCAGAUAUAAUUAAAAAAGAUUUAAAAAUUCCUUGCCAUGUAGAAUACGUAACAGACAAGGGACUGUUCAUUGAUAUUGUGAUACUUAGAGAGGACUUGGUAAAAUUCGAUGCGUCCCUUUCUAGACUUCGUGACAUCGCCAUAGAGGUGAAUGGCCCGUUCCACUACAAGACCAAGUCGUACAGUGGGGGAAUUCCACCCCUCAACACGAAAACGGUCGUCAAGCAGAGGCUGCUCGAGCACGACAACUGGCACGUCAUCUCCCUCCCCUUUUGGGAGGUGAAGCCAUGGUUCAGCAAGAGCAGAAAGGAAAACUACAUCAUGAAAGUUCUCCCCGAUGAACUGAAGUCCUUUUUCAGUGACAAAGUCGGGGCGUCCUAA
This is a messenger RNA of Plasmodium coatneyi, 2976 nucleotides long. RefSeq lists its product as uncharacterized. The record is from RefSeq and is a predicted model, not a curated record. The transcript has 3 exons. Lineage: Eukaryota; Apicomplexa; Aconoidasida; Haemosporida; Plasmodiidae. Bases 1 to 2976 code for a protein of 991 amino acids.